Molecule: messenger RNA, 1133 nt
Organism: Cladocopium goreaui
Lineage: Eukaryota; Dinophyceae; Suessiales; Symbiodiniaceae
Source: the annotation of a GenBank genome assembly
AUGAAGAACACGCGCAUCCGAUCGCAAGCAGCCGAAUCACAGCGACGAGGCCUAUGGCAAGAACCUGAAAUACCGCUGACGGCUAAGCGGCUAAGCACUGCUGAGGCUUCCGUCCGGGGUGCUUUGAACUUGGCAGUAGACAAUCCUGAGGAGUUCGUGAACGAUCCGAAUGCCAAGAAGGGCAUCACGAAGAGCAUUGCGGACAUGUGCCAGGUGAACGAGUCUGAGGUGAACGUGACCCUUGAGGUGGUCAACACCUCGGAGGUCACGGCGCCGGUGCUCCCGGAUCGUCGCCUUGUGGAGUCCCAGGGGUCCUUCCUGGAGAGGUUGGCGCGGAGGUUGCAGGAGCUGGUGGUCAAGGUGGACUACGUUGUGAACACCGAAGUCGCCGAUCAAAGUGAAGCCGUGACCAAGGGCCUGGAACUGGUCCAAGCCUUGAGCCUCCCCACGGACGAUGAGUUCGCGCAGUCCAUCGUCCAGGCCAUCGUCGAAAGCGGUGGUGCGACCUCCUAUGCCGUGACCGUCACGGAUCGUCAGGCAGAGUUACAGGUGGUCAUUGGAGACGAGGUCUUCAGUCCCGAAGAGUUGGAAUUCAACAUGAGCAACUACACCACCACCCUGCCUUUCGUGGAAGUUCCCCAGUUCUGGGAUCCAACUCCCCUGAUCUGGACCAUGGUGAUCAUCUCCAUCCUCGGCUUAUGUGUUGGUGCCAUCUUUGGACGUUGGUACGUCCGGCGGAAGGCUGCUGGACAGCAGCGCGUCAUCUUUGGUGCAGGACCAGAUGCUCCAGAUGUUGAAGUCCCCGAGUAUGGAAGUACUGAGUAUACAAUCGAGGCGCGGAAGCGGGGCGUGUUGCUGCGGUGCAUUAAGGGGGAGUCGCAGAUGCGGGGCGAGGACUAUCCGUCGGAGCCCUCUGGCUCGGUUCCCUCGGAUCAUGGCAUGGCUUCCCAAGACGUGCCCCAGGAAUGGAGACAGCAGGCAAAGGAUGAGUUGGUGAUCAGUUCUAUUUGAUGCUGGAUGCCGGCAGGGUCAGUGAAAAUGGCUGAGACCUGUGGAAUCCAUGAGCGAUAAUAUUCAUUGAAGCGUGUCGGGUGGAGUUGCCGUGAUGCGGGAUGGAGUUUCCUGGAAUUUCG